CUUUGAUGUGCAAACAUUUUUAGUUUGAUGUAGUCCAAUUUGUUUAUUUUUUUCUUUUGUGUUCCUUGCCCAAGGUGAUAUAUCAGAGAAUAUUGCUGUGGGAAAUGCCUGAGAUUUUACUGCCUAUGUUUUCUUCUAGGAUUUUAAUGCUUUUGAGUCUAACAUUCUAUGACCAUUUUUGUAUAAGGUUUUUUGUGGAUAUGUUUUCACUAAUCUCAGGAGAAAUGGAUAGACCAUGUGGUAAAUGUAUGUUUAACUUUAGAAGAAAUGCCAAAUUGUUUUCCAAGUGAUUAUACUAUUUUAUACUCUCACCAGAAAUAAAGAUCCAGAUUACCUGAAGCUAUGGUUGGACAAUUUUGUUUCUAGCUAUGAACAAUUCUUAGAUGUUGACUUUGAAAAGCUGCCUACCAGAUUCAAAUCUCUACUAAAGAAUUUUCUGCAUAAGAACAUCAUGAUGAAGUGUUUUUAAAGUCGCUUUGGUGGAAUUUGGAGGUUGGAUUGGAAAAGGGUUAAGACUGAAGGGUAGAUGAUGUGCCUCCAGGAAUAUCUCUGCUUCCUGACAAUAUUCUGCAGGUUCUGAGGAUCCAGCUACUACACUGUGUUCAGAAAAUGGAAGAUGGGUUGGAGGAACAACAGCAAGCCUUAUCAGUUUUGCUUGUCAAAUUCUUCAUUAUUCUUUGCAGAAAUCUAUCUAAUGUGGAAGAAAUUGGGACUUGUUCUUACAUAAAUCAUGUCAUCACUAUGACAACACUUUAUAUCCAGCAAUUAAAAAGCAAAAAGAAAGAGAAGGAAUUGGCAGAUCAGACAUCUAUUGAAGAAUUUGUAAUCCAUGCAUUGGCAUUUUGUGAAAGUUUAUAUGAUCCAUAUCGGAAUUGGAGACAUAGAAUUUCAGGACGAAUCCUUAGUACAGUGGAAAAGAGCAGACAGAAAUAUAAGCCAGCUUCUCUCACUGUAGAGUUCGUCCCCUUCUUUUACCAGUGUUUUCAAGAAAGUGAACAUCUCAAGGAAAGCCUUAAGUGUUGCUUAUUGCAUCUCUUUGGAGCCAUUAUAGCUGGUGGGCAGAAGAAUGCUUUGCAAGCAAUUUCUCCAGCCACCAUGGAAGUUCUUAUGAGAGUUUUGGCGGAUUGUGAUUCUUGGGAGGACGGAAAUCCUGAAGAGGUGGGUAGGAAGGUAGAACUGACUCUGAAGUGCCUUACAGAAGUGGUGCAUAUCCUUCUCACGAGCAGCUCUGACCAGCGUCAAGUGGAAACCAGCACUCUUUUGGAGAACUAUUUCAAAUUGCUGAAUUCAGAUCAUUCAGCUUUACCUAAUCAAAGGAGGUCCAGAGAGUGGGAAAGCCGGUUUAUAGCUCUACAGAUAAAAAUGUUGAAUACCAUCACAGCCAUGUUAGAUUGCACAGAUAGGCCUGUUCUUCAAGCCAUUUUUCUUAACAGUAACUGCUUUGAACAUCUCAUACGACUGCUACAGAAUUGCAAGCUGUUUUUAAAUGCUAACAAUAAGGUGGCAGACAAGAACGAGAAAGACCUGGCCAACAAAUUACUGACAGAAAUAAAUGAGGACCAGGCAUUUCAGGGACAGUUGGAUUGUUUGGCUGUAUCAACCAUUCAGGCUUUGACAGCAGUAAUGAGCAAAUCUCCAGCUGCUAAGGAAGUAUUUAAAGAAAGAAUUGGUUAUGCACAUAUGUUUGAAGUAUUAAAGUCCCUGGGUCAGCCAUCACUGGAACUACUUAAAGAACUUAUGAAUAUGGCUGUAGAGGGUGACCACACUUCAGUUGGGAUUUUGGGCAUUAGUAAUGUCCAGCCUCUCUUGCUUCUUAUCCAGUGGCUUCCUGAGCUAGAAUCCCAAGACCUGCAGAUCUUCAUCUCUGACUGGCUGAAAAGAAUUUGUUGUAUUAAUAGGCAGAGUCGAACUACUUGUGUCAAUUCAAACAUGGGAAUUAGAAUCAUUGAAACCCUUGAUUCCCAUUCUUCCCUUCAUCGAACUUGUGCUGAGAACCUGAUUGCUCUCCAUGGUUCCUUGGGGAGUCAGUCAGUGAGCUCAGAAGAAAUCCGUCGACUACUAAGAUUGCUGAGAGUGGAUGAAUCUGAAUAUAUACACCCUUAUACUACUCCUGUGAUUCGAGCAAUCCUGACAAUGGCCCGAAAACAAAGUCUAGAGAGUGCACUGCAGUAUUUCAAUUUGUCACAUAGUAUGGCAGGAAUUUCUGUACCUUCCAUACAGAAAUGGCCAGGGUCUGCCUUUUCUUUCAAUGCUUGGUUUUGCUUAGAUCAGGAUCAGUUGACUCUUGGCAAUGCUAACAAAGGAGGAAAAAGGAAACAGUUGUACAGCUUUUUUACAGGAAGUGGCAUGGGUUUUGAAGCCUUUAUUACCCAUUCAGGUAUGUUGGUUGUGGCUGUGUGCACAAAAAGAGAAUAUGCGACCGUUAUGCUUCCUGAUCACAGUUUCUGUGAUUCUCUCUGGCACAACAUAACCAUUGUUCACAUGCCUGGAAAAAGGCCCUUUGGUCAGAGCCUGGUCUAUAUCUACGAUAAUGGCCAGCAGAAGGUCUCUGCCCCUCUCAGAUUUCCUGCUAUGAAUGAACCUUUUAUUUCUUGCUGCAUUGGUUCAGCUGGGCAAAGAACCACCACUCCUCCACCAUCCCAAAUCCCAGAUCCACCUUUUUCUUCUCCCAUUACCCCUCAUCGGACAUCAUUUGGUGGAAUUCUGUCAUCAGCCUCCUGGGGAGGAACAAUUGAAAAAUCAAAAUUGAUGACCAAAUUGAUAUCUGCGGGAACCCAGGACAGUGAAUGGGGAUGUCCCACAUCUCUGGAGGGUCAGCUAGGGUCUGUUAUCAUCUUCUAUGAAGCCAUACAGCCUCCUCAGGUGAAGGCAUUAUAUUUAGCAGGUCCAAACUGUUUAAACCCUUGGAAAUUUCAAGAGUCUGACAUGGCGGACCUGUCUGGUAAUGUCCUCCUUCAUUAUACUGCAAAGGCCUGCAAAAAUUCAAUCUGUCUUGAUUUAUCUACUAAUUGUUUGCAUGGAAGGUUAACAGGAAACAAAGUAGUAAACUGGGACAUUAAGGACAUCGUAAACUGCAUAGGUGGAUUAAAUGUACUCUUUCCUCUGUUGGAACAAAUUAGCCACUUCAGUGAAGAACAGAUUCCUGAAGGAAUAAAUGAAAUAACAGUUUCUGAAUUGAUAACACCUGUAGAAGGAGAUUGGGUGAUACCGACCUCCCCAAAGACAUCAGAGUCAAGACUAGAGAGAAGUUUAGUUGCAACAUUUAUCUUGAUUGUGAAACACUUGAUUCAAAGACAUCCUAUUAACCAGGACAAUCUUAUUCACUCCCAUGGAGUUGCCACUCUUGGUGCCUUACUUCAGAAGAUGCCAAGCAUCUUGAUGGAUGUUAAUGUAUUGAUGGCAAUUCAAUUACUAAUUGAACAAGUAUCAUUAGAGAAAAAUAUGCAGCUCCUGCAACAAAUGUAUCAGUAUUUACUUUUCGACUUUCAUAUUUGGAACCGUGGAGAUUUUCCCUUUAGAAUCGGUCAUAUACAGUAUCUUUCCACCAUCAUCAAAGACAGCAGGAGAGUUUUCAGAAAGAAGUAUGGUGUGCAGUUUCUCCUAGAUACCCUCAGGAUUUAUUAUGGAAGUGAUUGUAAAUAUAGUGAGCUGUCUCUAGAUGAUAUUCGGACAAUAAGGACUUCUUUGUAUGGGCUAAUUAAAUAUUUUCUGUGCAAAGGUGGGACUCAUGAAGAGAUACAAAGUAUUAUGGGUUACAUAGCUGCUAUUAAUGAAGAAGAACAGCUCUUUGGAAUUUUGGAUAUACUCUUUAGUCUCCUGCGUACCAGCCCAACUAGAGGUCAGCUUUUCUUACUGCUGUUUGAACCAGGAAAUGCUGACAUACUUUAUGCCUUGCUCUUAAAUCAGAAGUACUCUGACAGACUAAGAGAAAUCAUUUUUAAGGUUAUGGAACAAAUGUUGAAAUGUACAAAUGUAUAUGAACGAAGUAAACAACGUAUUCGACUCAGAGAAGUUGGCUAUUCAGGAUUGGGACUCCUUCUAAAUGAAACACCUGUUAGUACUUCUCUCAUUAAAAACCUCAUCAAUCAAAUCAUAAAUACAGAUCCUACUGUUAAUUUCAAAGAUCUGUUAUCUGUGGUAUAUAUAUCUCACAGAACAUACAUAAAUGUCAGGGUGGUCAUCUGCAGAAAGAUUUUACAGAUUUUACAGUCCCAGCCAGAUGCAGCACAUCAAAUUUCUCAACAAGUGGGUUGGCAAGACACUUUAGUUAGGCUUUUUGUUAAAGCAAAUUUUGAAAAUGGAAAUACUUUUCAUAAGCACAAUAGGGCUGUUUCAAUGAAAGACAAUGAUAAAAAUAUAUCAGCUGAAGAUAUCAAGAGGAACUUUGAUGAAAAGACAGACGAUGAAAAAAUCAACUCUUUUGCCUCAGCUAAUGUGUCUUCUGAUCAAUGGAGUUUGGACGAUAGACACUCUCUAGAUUCAAACACACCAUUAUUUCAAGAAGAUAGCUCUGUGGGAGAAUUGUCUUUCAAAUCAGAGAAUCAGGAAGAAUUCUGGCACAGUAACCCUUCACAUUUGAGUUUAGAUCUUAGUGGAAUUGACUCGUGUGAACUGAGUGAUAGUGGCAGUCAAAUGCCAGAUAGCUUGCCUAGCACGCCAUCCCCAAUAGAGUCUACUAAAUCAUUUUCUGUGCAAUCUGACAAAGAAAGCAGCAUCACAAAUGAUACGGGCUUUUGUGAUGACUUCUCUUUACUUGAAAACCAAGAGAGAUGUGAGGAAGAGCUUCUUCAAUUACUGACAAAUAUUUUGAUCUAUGUAAUGUGUAAAGGACUAGAAAAGUCUGAUGAUGAUACUUGGAUUGAACGGGGACAAGUGUUUUCGGCACUAACUAAAUCAGUAAUAUCCAGUGAGCUACUUCGACCAUCAGAUGAAAUAAAACUAAUUUUGCUGCAGAAGAUGUUAGAAUGGGCAGUCACAGAAAACAGAGAAGCAAAAACUAAUCCAGUUACUGCUGAAAACGCCUUCCGACUCAUGCUGAUCAUACAGGACUUUCUGCAGUCAGAGGGAUUAGUUAAUUCAAACACGUGGACUGAGAAGCUUUUAGAGGAUGUGAUGCUGCUCUUCGACUGUCUGUCAGUGUGGUAUUCUGAAAGUCCAUUAUGGGUAAAACUCUCUCAAAUCCAAAUCCAGUUGCUUCUAGGAUUUAUUGGAAAGGGUAAUUUGCAGGUUUGUGCAGUGGCAUCAGCUAAGCUAAACACCCUUCUGCAGACCAAAGUGAUUGAAAGUCAGGAUGAAGCAUGCUAUAUUUUAGGGAAGCUAGAACAUGUUCUAAGUCAGUCAAUCAAGGAACAAACGGAAAUCUACUCAUUUCUGAUUCCCCUCGUCCGUACCCUGGUUUCCAAAAUUUAUGAGCUUCUCUUCAUGAACUUGCACCUGCCUUCCUUACCUUUCACCAAUGGUAGUUCCUCGUUUUUUGAAGAUUUUCAAGAAUAUUGCAGUUCAAGUGAAUGGCAAGUUUACAUUGAAAAAUAUAUUAUACCUUAUAUGAAGCAGUAUGAAACCCAUACAUUUUAUGAUGGUCAUGAGAACAUGGCGCUUUAUUGGAAGGAUUGUUAUGAAGCCUUAAUGGUGAAUAUGCAUAAAAGAGACCGGGAAGGAGGAGAAAGCAAACUCAAGUUUCAGGAAUUUUUUGUGGAGCCAUUUAAUCGAAAAGCACGCCAAGAGAACUUGAGGUAUAAUAAUAUGCUUAAACAACUUAACACUCAACAGUUAGCCACUCUGAGACGCUGGAAGACAAUACAGAUCUAUCUUACAUGUGAAAGGGGACCUUGGGCUGAAAGGAAACAAAAUCCAAUUCACUGGAAACUAGCUAAUGUAGAAAAUUAUUCCCGUAUGAGACUUAAGUUGGUGCCAAAUUAUAAUUUCAAAACCCACGAUGAAGCUAGUGCUUUGAGAGAUAAUCUAGGUGUCCAGCCCUCACAGCCUUCCAGUGAUUCAUUGCUUUUGGAAGUAGUGAAACAAGUAAAAGUUAGUGAUAUGGAGGAAGAUAAGUUAGAUCUUUCUGAAGAGGAAAUAACAGCCAGAGUAAAUAUUGAUGAGAAUAAAGAACAGGAUCAAAAAGAAAAGUUGGUCUUCUCAGUAGACUGUGAACUCAUUACAAUAAUUGACAUAAUUCCUGGCAGAUUAGAAAUCACUACUCAACACAUUUACUUCUAUGAUGGCAGCAUUGAAAAAGAAGAUGGAGUAGGCUUUGAUUUCAAGUGGCCUCAUUCUCAAGUUCGAGAGAUUCACCUGCGGCGUUACAACUUAAGGAGGUCAGCCAUUGAGAUUUUUCAUGUUGACCAAUCCAACUACUUUCUCAACUUCAAAAAAGAGGUCAGAAACAAAGUAUAUAGCAGACUAUUGUCAUUUCAUUCUCCAAAUAGUUAUGGAACUAGAUCACCACAGGAGUUAUUCAAAGCAUCAGGAUUGACACAGAAAUGGGUGAAUAGAGAGAUAUCAAAUUUUGACUACCUCAUUCAAAUAAAUACAAUGGCAGGGCGAACCUAUAAUGACCUUGCACAGUAUCCUGUGUUCCCCUGGAUUUUACAAGAUUAUACUUCAGAAGAGUUGGACUUUAAUAACCCAGCUGUAUUUCGAGAUCUUUCCAAACCAAUUGGGGUAGUUAAUGAUAAAAAUGCCAAAGUCAUGCGAGAAAAAUAUGAAAAUUUUGAGGAUCCUAUGGGAACUAUUGAUAAAUUUCAUUAUGGUACUCACUAUUCAAAUUCUGCCGGGGUUAUGCACUAUCUUAUUCGUACAGAACCAUUCACUACCCUCCACAUCCAGCUUCAAAGUGGAAGGUUUGAUUGUGCAGAUCGACAAUUCCAUUCCAUCCCUGCUACCUGGCAGGCUCUCAUGGACAAUCCAAAUGAUGUGAAGGAACUGAUUCCUGAAUUCUUCUAUUUCCCAGAGUUCUUGGAAAAUCAAAAUCAAUUUAACCUGGGUCGUCUACAAGUUUCCAAAGAACUAGUAAAUGAUGUCAUUCUCCCCAAAUGGGCUAAGUCAGCUGAAGAUUUCAUCUAUAAACAUAGGAAAGCUCUGGAGUCUGAAUAUGUUUCUGCUCAUCUUCAUGAAUGGAUAGAUCUGAUUUUUGGCUAUAAACAGAGGGGGCCAGCUGCAGUGGAGGCGCUCAAUGUUUUCUAUUACUGUAGUUAUGAAGGAGCUGUGGAUUUAGAUGCCUUAACAGAUGAGAAGGAAAGAAAAGCCUUAGAAGGGAUGAUUAAUAAUUUUGGGCAAACACCUUGUCAACUGUUAAAAGAACCACAUCCUCCUAGAUUAUCAGCCGAGGAAGCAAUGCAGAAGCAGACCAAAACCGAGACUUCAACCCUAAACCUAUUUCAACACCUCCCUGAACUCAAGUCAUUUUUUAUAGAGGGAAUUAGUGAUGGUAUUCCACUAAUAAAGGCCAUUGUCCCCAAAAAUCAGUCUCGUUCUUUUAUGUCUCAAGGCAGUCCUGAGUUACUGAUAACAGUGAGCAUGAAUUAUGUUAUUGGAACCCAUGGAUGGCUGCCUUAUGACAGGAACAUUUCUAAUUACUUUACAUUUUUCAAGGAUCAAACUGUGACAAAUCCAAAAACUCAGCGUAGUCUGAAUGGUCCUUUUGCUCCGGGGCUGGAGAUCACUUCUAAGCUAUUUAUAGUGUCACAUGAUGCGAAGUUGCUUUUCAGUGCUGGACACUGGGAUAAUAGCAUUCAAGUGAUGUCACUUACAAAAGGCAAAAUUAUUUCACACAAUAUCAGACAUAUGGAUAUUGUGACUUGUUUAGCUACAGAUUACUGUGGAAUACAUUUGAUUUCUGGCUCCAGAGAUACUACAUGUAUGAUAUGGCAAAUAACACAACAGGGAGGUGUUCCUGUGGGUUUAGCAUCUAAACCCUUUCAGAUUCUUUAUGGACACACUGAUGAGGUAUUGAGUGUCGGCAUCAGCACUGAGCUUGACAUGGCAGUGUCAGGAUCAAGGGAUGGCACUGUCCUUAUACAUACCAUUCAGAAAGGUCAGUACUUGAGGACUUUACGACCACCUUGUGAGAGUUCUCUGCUCCUGACCAUUCCCAAUUUGGCCAUAUCUUGGGAAGGACAUAUUGUCAUCUACUCCAGCACUGAAGAAAAGACCACCCUCAAGGAUAAGAAUGCAUUGCAUCUGUUUUCUGUAAAUGGAAAGUGUCUAGGGUCUCAAGUCCUGAAGGAACAAGUAUCAGAUUUAUGCAUAAUUGGAGAACACAUUGUCAUGGGUAGUUUACAAGGGUUCCUGUCCAUAAGAGAUCUCCACAGUUUAAAUCCGAGUGUCACCCCAUUAUCCAUGAGAAUGCCUAUCCAUUGUGUUUCUGUAACCAAAGAAUACAGCCAUAUUCUGGUAGGAUUAGAAGAUGGCAAAUUGAUUAUAGUGGGUGUUGGCAAGCCAGCUGAGAUGCGUUCAGGUCAGCUUUCUCGAAAACUAUGGGGAUCUAGCAAGCGACUCAGCCAGAUUUCAUCUGGAGAAACUGAAUAUAAUACUCAAGAUUCCAACUGAUUGUCAGUUCCAUCUUCUCUCAUGGGUAACUGGAACUCGAUUUACUGCUUUGUCACUUUAACCACAUCUACCAAUUAUCGGAAAUGUUUCAGGGUUUUAUCCCUGAAAAUCACUUCAGGAUUACCAAAAUUUGGUAUGGUAUGUGUAUAAAGAUGUCUGUUGUAUUAUUAUUCACGUUAAAAAUUUCUGGUUAACAUUAUUCUUUUUCAUUCUUGGCCUGCACUAUGGUAGAUUUUAGAAAAUUUACUUUAUUAUAUUUAGUGGUCCAUUCUAAUGAUCAUUAGUCCAUUUGGAAAAACAAACUUCUAAAAUGUUAAGAAGUUAUAUUUAAAAUGCUUAUUCUAAACAGCAAUAUUUAAGGUAUAUCUAAUAAAAGUACAAAUAAGACGGUUGAAAGAAAUGGCUUUUAAUAUAUUCUUUAAUCAUUUUCCUAUUAUCUGUCCACCAUAUUUUUUAAAAAGUCAAUUUACUUGGAUCUCCUGAUUGGAAGUAAUAUUUUAAAGGUAUUUGUUGCAUACUUGUAUUUUCAAAACUCAGUAUAAAUUCCAAAUUUUCCUGAUCAGUUGAAAAUAAGUCUAUUGAAACUGGUACGUUGGUUCAUUCCACUACUACUAAGCACAUUACUAGUAAUAUUUUAUUAUUCUUCUUAAAUAAUAAAGGUUGAGUAGGAAUAAGAGAAACUAGAGAUACAAAAUGCUGAUCAUGAUUUUGACAGUUGGAUCCUUACUGUAGAAACAUUUGCAGCACAAUUUAUAUCUUCAAAGUUCAAAAUUUCUUGACUUUUUCUUUACUAAGUGAAUACUCCUUUUUCCUCUGAUAAUUAGAAGAGUUAGCAAUAACCAAAUAUAUUACGUUUCUCAGUAGGUCUUCCACAUGAUAGAUGAAUGAAUGAAAAAGACAUGUAUAACUUAAACUAGUCAUUUAGAUAAUAGUAAUUUUUCAAGAUAUACAUUUCUAUUUCAUGUGGUGUGUGACUUUUAGAAUUACAAUUACUUUUGUUAUGCAUAGCUAAAUGUUACAUUAUGCUUUAUUUAAGAUUUUAUAGUAAAUGGUUGAUAGAUUUAUUUUGGAAUUCAAAAAGAAUGUUAAACCUAGUGUUUUUAUAAGGUCAUCUCUUGAGUUAGAUCAGAGAGCUUUUACAACUCUGAGUGUCCUUAAUUUGAGAUUCUAUGGGUUUGGGGGCACUUAUGAAUGAGAUUGUGCGAAAAUUUUUUGUGUUAAUUGUAUUUUUUUCAGGAAUGAAUGGUUGCAUGGCUCUCGUAAAGAGGUCUGUGGUCAGGAGAAAAAACAAUUUCUACACUAAUAGCUUCUUAAAAUAAGAAUAUUCUUUUUCAUUCCACAAAUCAUAGAUUUCCUUAUAUCCAAUUGUCAUCUCAUUUGAAUCUUUAAAAAGUUUUCCCUUAGCAAUUCUUCUCUUCUGGUGCCCACAGUAUCUACUACCCUUUUCUUUAUAACUCUGUGAGUGCGUAAAAAUUUGUAAGAAGCAAAGGAUUCUGUGUAGGGUAGCUUUUUGAGUAGAUUUGAUCUGAGUCUUGACUAAUAAAAGGUUGUGUACUCGAAUAAUUUCUUCCUA
Molecule: messenger RNA, 10120 nt
Organism: Myotis davidii
Lineage: Eukaryota; Metazoa; Chordata; Mammalia; Chiroptera; Vespertilionidae
Gene: NBEAL1
Product: neurobeachin like 1
Exons: 56
Coding region: 610-8547 (2645 amino acids)
Biological process (GO): intracellular protein localization
Cellular component (GO): cytosol; membrane
Molecular function (GO): protein kinase binding
Source: RefSeq, a predicted model, not a curated record